AUGAAUUGUUCAAAAGCUUCGGGAGAUGGACUCGCGAAUAACGUUAAUGCAAAGUAUAUGUUUAUCGUAGAGUGGUACGAUCCAGUAGCGCAAAUAAUAAAAAAAUUUUUAAUGACAUUUUAUCCAGCUGAAAACUCUGUGGAAUUAUAUGAUUUAAUUCAUCAAAGAACAUUUUUAAGAAAAUCAAAACAGGAGGGAAUGAAUUUAGAAAAUUUAUACAAAAGUGCUAUAGUUACAGUAAUGUCCAGACAAAUGAAAAUUGUAGAUUAUGCAGAUGCUAAAACAAAACAAAAAUUUGAAGUAGAAUUGACUAAAACAUUUUGUUUGAUUAAGCCAGAUAUUGUUCAUAAAUCUGGAGAAAUAAUCAAGUUCAUGCAAGAUAACGGUUUUAAAAUUAUACAAUUAAAAAUGGGACAAAUGAGUCAAGAGUGUGCUUCCAAUUUCUAUGUAGAACAUAAAAAUGAAACAUAUUUAGUUGAUUUAAUUACAUUCAUGUCAUCGGGUCCAAGUAUUGCAAUGACUGUUAUCGGAGUAAAUGCUGUUCAAAGGUGGUUAGAUUUUAUCGGCCCGAGAGAUUCUGAAAUUGCUAAAAGAGAAGCUCCAGACACUUUGAGAGCAAUUUAUGGUACAAAUAUGACAAAAAAUGGUGUCCAUGGUAGCACAGACAUUGAACAUGUUGAGUGGGAGUCAGAAAUAUGGUUUCCAAAAGAUGUUUCUAAAAAAAAUUUCAGUGAUAUAAUGCCUAGUUGUACUUUAAAAAACACCACUUGUUGUGUAAUAAAACCACAUUCAGUUUUAGAUGGCACUUUUGGCUCAAUAUUGAAUUUUAUCAAUGAAAAUAAUUUUAGAAUCACUGCAAUGGAAAUGUUUAAUUUGGAUGUUUCUACAGCAGAAGAAUUCUUAGAAGUGUAUAAAGGUGUUGUGCCAGAAUACUCUGCCAUGGUUCUUCAAUUUACAUCGGGACCCAUAGUUGCACUUGAAGUUACUGAUUUGUCAAAUCCUGAAUGCUCCCAAGAAAAUUUUAGAAAAUUGGCUGGUCCAACUGAUCCAGAAAUUGCUAGAAAGCUGAGACCCAAUACAAUUAGAGCAAUAUUCGGAAAAGACAAAGUAAUGAAUGCUGUUCAUUGUACGGAUUUAGCAGAUGACGCACCUUUAGAAGUCGAAUAUUUUUUUAAAGUUUUACAAGUUUAA
Pediculus humanus corporis (human body louse) is the source of this 1191-nucleotide messenger RNA. RefSeq names its product Nucleoside diphosphate kinase, putative. The record is from RefSeq and is a predicted model, not a curated record. The coding region runs from base 1 to 1191 and encodes 396 amino acids. Gene Ontology annotation, cellular component: centrosome. Gene Ontology annotation, biological process: CTP biosynthetic process; GTP biosynthetic process; UTP biosynthetic process. The transcript is spliced from 8 exons. NCBI's taxonomy places the organism in Eukaryota, Metazoa, Arthropoda, Insecta, Psocodea, Pediculidae. Gene Ontology annotation, molecular function: ATP binding; nucleoside diphosphate kinase activity.